AUGCCCCGCCAACCACGCGAUCCCCUCCGUCAAGGUUCCUUACAGUCAAUCGCAAGCGAUGAAGCACCCAUCUCUGUCUCUGAUGCGAGCUCUCCGUCGCCAGUGUCCGAGAGCUCCCGGGAGAGGAAUACGCUGAGUCCAACCUCCCGGCGUUCACCUGCGAUUAUCAUGCUCAUGGGUUUGUCCGGAACCGGAAAGUCGAAUUUCAUCAACAAGGCCAUCAGUGCUACCAGCGGCUUCAAUGAGGACAGAGUAGGUCAUGGGUUGACCUCCCACACCCAAUCAACGGAAGUGGUGAGGCUUUGA
Molecule: messenger RNA, 306 nt
Organism: Cyclocybe aegerita
Lineage: Eukaryota; Fungi; Basidiomycota; Agaricomycetes; Agaricales; Hemipholiotaceae
Source: the annotation of a GenBank genome assembly